Messenger RNA from Telopea speciosissima, 1501 nucleotides. RefSeq names its product organelle RRM domain-containing protein 1, chloroplastic. NCBI's taxonomy places the organism in Eukaryota, Viridiplantae, Streptophyta, Magnoliopsida, Proteales, Proteaceae. The coding region runs from base 23 to 1276 and encodes 417 amino acids. Gene Ontology annotation, molecular function: RNA binding. The record is from RefSeq and is a predicted model, not a curated record. Gene Ontology annotation, cellular component: mitochondrion. Gene Ontology annotation, biological process: cytidine to uridine editing; mitochondrial mRNA modification. The transcript is spliced from 9 exons.
UACUGAAAGCUCGGCGGGAGAAAUGAAGUUCCUCUCUCCAACCACCACCACCACCACCUUCAACGGAGCAUGCACCAUUACUUUUCAAUCACUGAAUACCCGGACGACCCAUGACAUCCACCUCUUCCCCUUGGUAAUCAAAGUACCCACCUUAUCAAACAACAACAAGAGAAAUGGUUGCAGAUUCACUUCGCCUAAGAACCCUCUUACUUACGCAACUCUGUCCUCUUCUUUUUCUUCUGUACCUACAACAACAAUUGCAGCAGCAGCAGCAACUUCGGAUUUUCUGUCAUUGUCUUCUGCCACAGGUGACCAACACCACUGGAUGGUUCUCAUGGAGAAACCUCCAGAUGGGCUACGCUCCAAAUCGGAAAUCAUCGAUUACUAUGUUAAAACCCUAGCUAAGCUUUCGGGAAGCGAGAAGGAAGCUCAGAUGUGUAUUUACGAUGCGUCUUGGCAGACCAAUUUUGGCUUCUGCUGCGAUAUUGAUGAAGAGACUUCUCGUCAGCUCGCUAGUCUACCAGAAGUUCUAUUCAUUAGGCCAGACCCAGAUAUUAACUCUUUAAAAAAAGACUACAGGUUCUCAGACCUUCAGUUGGGUCGCCUAUCUAGUUCAAAAGGUGGAACUUCUCUUUUGUUUCCUGAGGGGAAUUCCAAGUACUGGCUUGUUCGCAUGGAGAAACCAGCCGUUGAAGUUGUUACGAAGGCCCAAAUGGUAGAUUAUUAUGUUCAAAUACUGACAAAAGUUCUGGGGUAUGAGAAGGAUGCUCAAAUGUGUAUAUAUCAUAUUUCUUGGAAAAAUAGUUUUGGAUUCUGUUGUGUACUCAAUGAAGAGUGUGCUCAGGAACUAGCUGGUGUUCCCGGUGUUUCAUCUGUUUUGCCUGAUGUAAAUUUUGGGUCAGAGAACAAGGAUUAUGGAGGUAAUGAAAAACCAAAGGAGUCAACUACUACGUCAGACUCUUCAGAUGCCAAUCAGAUACCCAGUAUAAAAACGAAAAGGCUUUUUGUUACUGGCCUUUCCUUUUAUACAUCAGAGAAGACGUUGCGUGCAGCAUUUGAAAGCUUUGGUGAGCUUGUGGAAGUUAAAAUUAUAAUGGAUAAGAUAUCUAAAAGGUCCAAGGGUUAUGCAUUCAUUGAAUAUACCACAGAAGAAGCUGCAGGUGCUGCAUUAAAAGAGAUGAAUGGAAAGAUCAUUAAUGGUUGGAUGAUUGUUGUUGAUGUUGCCAAGAUAAACCCACCAAAAUACAGCAGAGGUCAACCAAAACCAACCAUCUGAUUUAGGGUGGGAGUAAAUCUUCUAUCAACUCCGCUUGCAUUUGAUUAGCAGAUUUGAAGAAAGUGAGAUGAAGUUUGGGAGAAUGUGAAGAUUCCCUGGUCCGAGUCCGAAUGUGAAUCCUGGAUGCUAGUGUAUUUCUUUGUAACCUUACAGACACUAUUUUGCUGCCUCCGCCUGCCUUGGACAGUUUUUCAAGAAAAACAGCAUGAGAGGUGAGGUGAGAAA